AUGGAGGCGCCAGAGGCGGAGGUUUCGGAGGUUGCCCGCGCAAACGAAGGCGGGUCAAUGAUCUUCCGUCGCGGCGGAGGAGUUUGGCCGUCCGACUUGCGUGGAGACGAAAUGUGGGCCCUUGCUGCCGCCGUGGGCGCGCUGGAGCCUGAAGACGCUGAGGCCGUUGAUGAUGUGCGCGCGGGUAGGGUGGGUCCUAUCGUUGCCGCCGUCAAGGCGCUGGGCCGUCCCGAGUUGUGCGACACCACCGAUUCGGUGUGUCUUACUGGGGAAGCGUCUCCUGUCGCCUUCUUCCUCGUCGGGGGAGGCAGCGGUGAUCUUCCGCCCGUCGUUUGUGGAGACGGGAGUGCCGAUGUGGGCCUCGAUGAUGCAUGGGCUACCGUUGCUGCCGCCAGUGCGUCGUUCCGCGCUCCUACACCCGAGAUUCCCGAGUCCAGUGAUUCCGUCCGCGCGAUCGGCGGCUUCUUUGGCGGCGGAGGCUUGGACUUGAUCCGUUCCAAGUCAUGCGAAGCGGCCGAUUCCGUCCGUGCGAUGGGAGACAUGUCCACUUUCUUCUUCUUCGGUGGUAGAGGCGCCGGACUCGACACACCCGCCCCCACCGUGGCUGUCACGGGGGUUGUGCGCGCGGGGUGGGAUGGUCGCACGUUGGUGGUUGUCGUGGGGGGUUUACGCCGCGGUCCACGAGCCUUCCGUGGUAGUGGAGGCAUCGGAGCUCCCCUUGCACCCCCACCGGUAGUCUGCGGGCUCGAAGCAUGGGUCCUCGUUGCCGCCGACUCCCUGGACUCCGUCCUUGCGAUUGUAGGUCGGUCCAGAUCUACCCUCUUCCACGGCGCCGGUCCUCCCGCUCCACCGGUAGUCCGCGGACUCGAAGCAUGCGCGCGGGACGCCGCCGUUAUCGCGCUGGAACUCUCCGAGUUCCUCGAAGCCACCGAGACCGAGGACGGUUUGGGCGCAACCGGGGGUUUCGGGCUCAUGCUCGGGCUCGGGCUCUGA
This is a messenger RNA of Tricharina praecox, 993 nucleotides long. RefSeq lists its product as uncharacterized. The transcript has 2 exons. NCBI's taxonomy places the organism in Eukaryota, Fungi, Ascomycota, Pezizomycetes, Pezizales, Pyronemataceae. Bases 1 to 993 code for a protein of 330 amino acids. The record is from RefSeq and is a predicted model, not a curated record.